ACUCCAUGGUGAAUGCAGUAAUUUCGACCAGGUUUCCGAUAAAGAGGAUCAAGGAUAAAGCAAACAAUUUCGCAACAAGUUGAAUGAUAGACACCACAGGAACAAAGAAACGAACCUGGGGUGGAUUCCCGGCUCCGCAAGGCGAGCUGUCAUUCGGCCUGUUGAGGUCGUCUGGGUACGGUCUUUCAACGGUCUUCCAGGGCAAAGCCAUGGUUUGAUAAUCCAUGCAGUGUGCUGCACAUGGCCUUUUGUGGCCAUUGCUACUUCGAAUCUCUCAACUACCAAUGCGCCAUUGCAGCAACUUCCCACUAUGAAUCUAUCUUCCACAGAAGCUGCCAGUGACGACAAAGGAUCAACGAUAUUGAUCGUGUUAUGGCCCCUGACGGGUCUAACCACAGUCGUGGUGACGGAGCGCAUGUACAUCCGAGCAGGCCUGCUGCACAAUCUGGGGGUAGACGAUUGGCUGAUUGUAUUUUCGCUGCUAAUGGGCCUCGUGUACUGCAUCCUCACGACCAUAAACGUCGGACUCGGCUUCGGGAAGCACGCGUGGUUGUUGAGUGCCGCCACAGUCGAACAUGCGACCUUCCUCAACUGUUUCAGUUUUCUCUUCGGCAUCGUCUCAUUCACCGUUCCCAAGCUGGCCGUGACCGCAAUGCUGAACCGCAUCCUGAAUGCCAGCCACAUCCAACGUGUCUGCCUCUGGACACUUAGCACACUGGCAGCGAUCGUAUCCGGAGUGUGCAUUGUUAUUCUGUUUACCAUGUGCGAUCCACCUCGGGCGCUGUGGCAGACCAGCCUUGUCGCGGAGGGCAAAGCUACUUGCAAGAAUGUGUGGAUGUUGAUUGACUACGCCAUAUUUACUGGAGGUUGGGUAGCUCUCUCUGGAUUUGUUGAUCUAGCCCUCGCGAUCUAUUCCAGCACAGUUCUGAUGAAACUCCAUAUGUCGUUGCGUAAACGCCUCGCCUUAUGCGCAGCAUUAGGCCUCGGCUCGGUCGCCACAGCGAUGGCUAUCAUCAAAUGCACGCAAUUGAAAGGUCUGGCCGACCAAGAAGACUACACAUACGGAACCGCAGACUUAAUCAUUUGGACUAAGUUACAAAGUAUGGAGUCGAACAUCGUGAUCAUCGCGUCAUGUAUCCCCACCCUCCAACCAUUUCUAGAACUCAUGCUCGGCAACCGCACGGCGAGCUCAUACAACAACAGUCGUAACCGGUACAAGAGGUCCAAUCUGCCAGAAUAUUCCCACGGGAGCCACAGCAGGAGAAGAUGGAUUUUGCUGUUGACACGGUGGAAAGCCAGGAGAAUAUCCUCCCUGAUGCGGGGGGAGGGCAGGGGGAGGGGGGUCAUUCGCUGGGGAUCAUUCGGCGGACGGAUGCCGUGACGGUUGAGUAUGAG
Molecule: messenger RNA, 1395 nt
Organism: Aspergillus japonicus CBS 114.51
Lineage: Eukaryota; Fungi; Ascomycota; Eurotiomycetes; Eurotiales; Aspergillaceae
Exons: 6
Coding region: 311-1381 (356 amino acids)
Source: RefSeq, a predicted model, not a curated record